AUGUACGAAUCGCAGAUCACCUUGGUAAUGGACACCGUAUGUCCUUGGACAUACCUGGGAAAGAAGAGGCUUGAUGAGGCCCUUACUCAGUUCCGCUCCUCUCCCUCAUCAUCCUCAAUCUCUUUUGAUCUCCAAUUCUCAUCCUACCAGCCCAGUCCCAGCCGUCCUGAAACCAUCCCAGACCGCGCCGUACAUGCUCUCCAUGAGAAGCAUAAUAACAACGAAGAGGCGCAGAAGCUUUUCGAGGAACACAUGAUCUCGCUUGCAAAGCCGCUGAACAUCCCAAUCGCCUUCACAGGACCAACCGGUAAUUCAUUCCCAGCUCACCGGAUCAUUCAGCAAGUCCAGGAGACGCAUGGGGCAGAAGUAACCAACAAGCUUGUGGAUGCAUUGUUCAGACUGUACUUCGCUGAAGGAAGACAUCCUGGUGAAGACGAUAUGUUGGUCGAGGCUUGUGUCGAAGCUGGCCUAGUUGAGAAGGAGGCAAAUGACUUAGUCGGGGACAAAACAAAGGGUGAGAGGAAAACAAAAGAGGACAUUAGAAGUAUCGGCAUGGACAUCGACUCGGUCCCUACUGUCAUCAUUGAAGGACGAAGACGAGACUUGACGCUCACAGGAUUGAAAGAAGUAUCGGAAUAUGUCAAAGCAAUGGAGACAAUCAAGAAGGAAAGUACAUAA
Fusarium venenatum is the source of this 678-nucleotide messenger RNA. RefSeq names its product thioredoxin-like protein. Lineage: Eukaryota; Fungi; Ascomycota; Sordariomycetes; Hypocreales; Nectriaceae. The record is from RefSeq and is a predicted model, not a curated record. Gene Ontology annotation, molecular function: oxidoreductase activity.